GUCGGAUACGACACACGUGACCGAGCCGGUCGGACGGAUCUACCUGGCCGCUUCCGUCUGAUGGACGUACGCGUCGGAGCGCGCCUUCCGUACUGCUCAGGUAACGACAGAUAAGAAUCCGACGUCAUGCCUCAACCCGGAGACGAAUCUGAGAACGUGUCUCUGGUGAGUAGGGAAGCUCUGCCCGUCGGGUCUUACACCGAAGAAUCGGGUCGAUCGGGACGGGAGGAGGAUCGAGACGACGUCAAGGAGACUGAUUUCGUCGACACCGACGUCUCGCUGCUGUCGCAGUUUCAUCAGGAUGCUCUGACGCAGGCGGGCUACGGCGUGUUCCAGUGGAUGGUGUUCGUGGUGGCGGGACUGGGUCUGGCCGCCGAUUCCAUCGAGGUGUUCGUCGUAGCCUACGUCAUCCCCAGCGCCGAGAGGGAGCUCUGCAUGGAAGAGUACCACAAAGGUUGGCUGGGGGGCGUAACCUUCCUGGGAAUGAUGAUAGGGGGUCUAACCUGGGGAAAUUUGGCCGACAAAUUGGGUCGAAGACGCACACUACUCUCCGCUCUCUCCACCAAUGCCGUCUUUUCAGUCAUCACCGCUUUCAUGCCCACUUACGGGCUCUUUGUUGUCACCAGAUUGUGCAGCGGAAUAGGAAUAGGAGGAUCGUUACCCAUCGUGUUUACUUACUACAGCGAAUUUCUGCAGAAGAAGCACAGGGGCAGACAUCUCAGUUGGUUGCUCAUAUUUUGGGCCAUCGGGGGAGUUUUCGUGGCCGUCAUGGCUUGGGGAAUCGUCCCCAAAACUGGUUUGACGCUGAUGAAUUCUAGAAGGUUGCACUUUGGCAGUUGGAGAGUUUUCCUGUUGAUAUGCUCCGUCCCGUCCGUCAUUUCCCUCAUCGGAAUGGUGUUUCUUCCCGAAAGUCCGCGUUAUUUACUAGAGGCGGGAAGAGACGUGGAGGCCAUGUACGUAUACCAGAAAAUAUUCAAGAUGAACCACAUCAACAAGCCGGGAGCCGAAUACCAGUGCGCCUCUCUUCCCAUUCAGCUCUCGGAAAUGGAAUUACCCGCCAGACGCCAGAGCGGUUCUAUGAUGGGCCCUUCGAACAGAGGCCUUAUUAACGAAUUAUGCGCGGCCUUGGAAUCGUUUUGGACUUCGUUCGUUCGCAUAUUCCUGCCCCCGCACACCACCUUGACCGUGGUGCUCCUGAUCGUGUGGUCCACCACCUCUUUCGGUUUCUACGGCCUUCAGAUGUGGUUUCCCGAGUACACGAGAAAACUGGAAGAGGACAUCUACAACACCAAGUCUGUUCGAGAAACAAACCUGACCUUCCACAACAUCACGUUCAAUUACACCUUGGAAAACAAACAUUUUUUAUACAGUAAGUUUCAAGACGUCAAGUUCAGCGGCAUGUUAUUGAAUCACUGCACCUUCGUGUCGUGUCUAUUCUACAAUUGUUCCUUCAGCGACGUUCGAUCCAGCAGAACGUAUUUCCGACAAUCUACUUUCAGGAACGUGGUUUUCGUCGACACGGACUUUUACGAUUACAAGUUGCAGGACUGCCAGUUCGAAAAUUCCGCGCUGUACAGUACCAAAGCCGGCUGCACCAUCGAUUUCGACGUAAAUUAUAAAUUAUCUCGCGUAUUCCUAGAGAAUCUCAUCGCUCAAUUGGCCAUCAUCCCCGGAAACAUCAUCUCUUCUUGCAUCCUCGAUAAACUCGGCAGAGUCAAGACCAUCGGAAUGUCUCUCUUUCUUUCGAGUUUCUCUGUAUUUUUCCUUUGGCUGGCGACGUCACAAAUGUCGGUGGUGGCCUUUCAAGCCAUUUUUAAUUUCGUCUCCAUCUCGGGAUGGAAUGCCAUCGACGUCAUAACAACCGAAGCCUAUCCGGUUUCUUUGAGAAGCACCGGUUACGGUUUCUCCAGUGCCAUCGGCCGACUGGCGGCGGUUUUGGGCAACGUGACGUUCGGAAGCACCAUCGAGUCCAGCCGAGCUCUACCCAUUCUCAUCACGGCCACCGUCCUCCUGGUGGGUUGCAUCUGCUCGGUGAAGUUACCCGAAACCAAGGAGCUACUCAUGUGAUCUCUCCUCACCCUUUCUUCUCUUCUUUUAACCUUUUCUAAACCAAGGACGGUCGAGCCCAGCCUUCCCGGGACCAGGUCCGGUGACGUCGAAACGUCCGGCCAAUAAUCAAACGGUAAAGACACUUUUCGGCUUCGACUACGUCACGCCGGAAUUUCCGGCCGUCGCAGGCAGCUAUCGGCCAUUUUUUUUGGGUAGGUGAAAUCAAACGACGAUUCGUUUCCGUUGCCGAAAAUCGUCCAUUUUUUCCAUUCGUUUCGUCUCUCGAAUUUUAAUCUUAUUCCAUUAGAAAAAAAAGCCUUUCCUUUCUCCUUUUAGAAUCGUAGAAAAAACGGAAAUAUUUUCCCGUUCUAAACAAUAUAAUGCCUAAAUAUAACACAUAAAAUAAUGUAUAUAAACAUAGAUUUAAAUCCCGUUUAAAUACGACUUAUUGUAUUUAAAAAGUAGACGUCUUUUGAAUAUAAUAAUAAAUUCGUCAAUCACGUGAUUAAUAAAACCCACGGUCACCACCAGUCGGCCCACCCCCGCAUCCGAACGGGGGAUGCGCGCCGGCGGCGCGGAACGGAAAAGUCGCCACUUUCGGGUUUGGCGAAUAGGCUGUACGGACGCCUUUUCUACACCAAUCACGGCUGGCUUCGGUAAUUACGUCAAUCGCGCGUCAAUCGGCGUUUUACGGCGAAGGUUCGAACAGUGUAGAAAUUAUCCCUUUUUCAUAUAAGUCUCCCCAUUUUAAAAGGAUUCCAAAAUUAUAAGCGUAGUGUGACGCGGACGGGGGGUGUUAAAAUAAAUAAAUUUCAUACGAAAAUAUAUAAUUUUCACAUGCGGCAAAACAGCCUUUCCGUUCCUCGCCGCACGUGUUCGUCCCCCUUUUUAGAUACCACGAGCACCCGAUUCGCCGUUUCUCUUCCGUUUUGGGUUUGUUUUAUCGCUUCUCCCGUCCCUAGAAACCUUUUAUUUUGACAAUUAUCUACGACCGUAACCGUACCCCGCAAGGUCAAAAUGUGCUGUAACCCGUAACAUGCCUUAAUUAUUAACAAUCGAUACGUUAAUCGGAUCGAGUCGAGUAUUUUUUUAAACGAGGAGAAGAUGGAUCGCGCGUAGAUUUAACCACUGCCGCUUAUUAGACCGUCGGGUCGAGUUACGUUGCUCAAAAUUACCCCCGUGCAGCCAUAAUUUUCGAAAAAAGAAAUACAUAUCUCGCUGGAGGAUUCGAAUUGGAAAAUGGAGCGAAAAGGUCGCGGUCCGAACCCGUGCUGGCAACUUAUUUUUCCAAUUUGAAGCGAUGGUUAUAGAUUUUAUUGUUUCGACAAUCGAAGAAUAUUUUCGUUUCGGUGAACGAUCGUCGAUUCGAAUUAUAUGAAUUUAUUCUUUGUCACGUCAAUGGUGACGGUCGAACCCACGACGGAGGAGCCACGCACGCACGCAAUAUCGUUGUUGAUGUUAAUUACGCGUUAUCGUUUACGAUAUUUAUUAAAAAAAUAGUUUAUAAAUAUUUUUUAUCUCGUUUUUUGUUACGUGAAGUAAACGUUACGUCUUUUCGGCGCAUUUCUCUUUCGCGCGCUAUCUUUAUGCCCGUUGUGAAAAAUAUGCCGUUACUCGCGCUCUUUCUGGACGGUUACUUUCAAAUUCUGUAUAUAC
Molecule: messenger RNA, 3705 nt
Organism: Centruroides sculpturatus (bark scorpion)
Lineage: Eukaryota; Metazoa; Arthropoda; Arachnida; Scorpiones; Buthidae
Product: synaptic vesicle glycoprotein 2C-like
Exons: 12
Coding region: 127-2067 (646 amino acids)
Biological process (GO): transmembrane transport
Cellular component (GO): membrane
Molecular function (GO): transmembrane transporter activity
Source: RefSeq, a predicted model, not a curated record